GCUGCCUCCUGCGCUCGUGCACAGACGGUGUGUGUGUGUGUGUGUGUGUGUGUGUGUAAAGGCGACGCGUCAGAAUCUCAUCGCAGCUCUGUAUCCCGUGACUGAGGCCAGGCAGCGGAUAAGCUGCCGUCGGAUGCGAGCGCGCGCUUGAUGCCGCUCUCGCGCACCACCGGCCGUCCUCCGUCACGCGCCAUUAACGCGGCGACUCGCGCUCACGAGAGCGUCGGACGCCUUUAUUUUCUCUCGCAGUAACACAGGUUCCAGCAAUGCCUCUUCUGGAUGAAAACUCUCUACCCAGUGACUCCCCUCCAACUGUGCCAGUUAUCAUCAUUGGAAACGGUCCCUCAGGUAUCUGUUUAUCAUAUCUACUGAACGGCUACGUUCCUUACCUAGAUCCUGCAGCCGAACAUCCCAAUCCCAUACUUUACCGCAAAUUACAAAAGGCUGAGCAUCUGCCUAUUACAGAGCAGGAUCUGGAAUACCUGAGCGAGGGUUUAGAGGGUCGUUCUGGCAACCCUGUGGCCUUACUCUUCGACACACUACUUCACCCAAAUGCUGACUUGGGUUUUGAGAUUCCUUCAGUACUGCAGUGGAAGCUGGAGAAGCAGCAGCAGAUACCUCAUCUGGUACUAGGCAAGGGCACCCCAGGGGGAGCCUGGCAUGCAAUGGAAGGAUCUAUUCUCACCAUUAGUCUGGGCAUCUGGAUGGAGCUGCCUGGGGUUAACUACAGAGACAUUACGCCGGAAAAAAUGAGCAAUGUGUCCAAUGACCGGGCCACUCCAGAUGAGCUCUCUUCCUACUACAAGAAUUAUGUAAAGAUCAUGGGGCUUCAGAAGAACUUUUUAGACAACACCUAUGUGACCUCUAUUCAAAAACUCCACCGUGACCAGGACGUUAGUCUUGAAAAUGAACAGGGGACUAAAAAUGGCACCAAAAGUGGUCAGAGGAACAGGAUAGAAAAUCACUUUGACCACUGCAGUCAAAAAGAAUCCGAAACCAGUUACAAUAGAAGGGACAAUUGGUUUCGUAGCAGUUAUAAAAACAUAAAAGAGAAUGGCAGAGGUAAAACAGAAGAGGUGGAAAGCAGGAAAAAGAGGAACACAGAGGGUAUUAGAGACAACACGAUUCCUCAGGGGUUUUCACAGGGACUAUGGGAGGUAAGGGGUUACCAGCAGAUUCAGGGGGACACCCAUAUUCCUUUCAGCCUGUUUGCUGAGAACGUUGUCUUAGCAACUGGGGCUUCUGACACGCCAGCUCGCUUAGGUGUGGAAGGGGAGGAUUUUCCGUACGUGUUCCACAGCGUACGUGACCUUGGCGUAGCCGUCAAUCAACAUAAGAACUUGGGCCCUGCAUGUGACCCAGUCCUGGUGGUUGGAGCAGGCCUUACUGCAGCUGAUGCUGUGCUGUGUGCUUACAAGAACAGAAUUCCUUUGCUGCAUGCAUUCCGUAAGCCAACUGACGAUCCCAGUCUGAUUUUCAAACAAUUACCGAACACACUUUACCCAGAGUAUCACAGGGUCUAUCACAUGAUGUGCUCUCAGACCUACCUGACAUGUCCUGUUGCCAACUCUGCAGUUCAUAAUGCUUCCACAGAACUGUACCCAGACUACACCAGCUUCCCUGAGCAUUGCGUGCAUUCGUUUCAGCCUGACAUGCACUGUAUAUUAAGGGGAUCGAAUGGCAUUCUGAGAGCCUUCAAAGUCUCAAUGGUGUUGGUUCUAAUCGGCACCUAUCCAAAUCUGUCCUUCUUGAAGGAGCACGGUCGGUACUUGGGUUUGGAUCCCGGCAAGCCGAUAUCCUGUAGGGACAACCUGGUGGAUAUUAACCCUUACACAUUUGAAUGCAGUGUUGAGCCAGGUCUUUUUGCUAUGGGUCCCCUGGUUGGGGACAAUUUUGUGCGCUUCUUGAAGGGAGGUGCUCUUGGUAUUGCAAGCUGCCUGCACAAGAGGCUAAAACAGACAAAGAAGAAAGGUAAUUCGAUUGCUGAUGAGGGCAGUAGUAGAGAAGGAGGGGGAUUUGACUGAAGUAUGUGGAAAAAUUUGUAUAAAGAAAGUGGCAACUUAUUUUUCCAGUUAACAUACAUAUAUUUUUAACUAUACAGCUUUCUUAAAAGGCAAUGUGCCAAAUUUGAUCAUUUUUAGGUUACUCAGGCUGAUAUUGCAGAUAAUAUAUCUUGUAUUGUGUUUACUUGUUAUGACAUGCUUUAAGACACCCAAUACGGCUUGAGAUCCCUUAACAACAAACAGGUUUUUAUUCUCAUGCAAGCAGACAUGAAUAGAACAUCAGUCAGAUAUGAUGCUUAUGGACAAAAAAGCUGAGAUUACUGGGUGCUCAUGCAGCAAUACAUGUUUACAGCAUUCAUGCACUUGUCAUUUGUAAAUACUUUAUACAGGUUUGUAUAAAUAAAUUGGUUUUAUUUUGGGAAAAAAGAACCAAUUAUGGAACGAAAAUAACUGUGGGGAAACCUGGAUUGUUCAGACUUUUUAUGGAUUGGUCAAGAAUGGCUGCUUCUGAGGUACAUGGAAGCAGGCAGGAAGUGGAUUGUGCGCACACCUUGUAUCUAACCCAAGUGGAAUUAAUAGUACACUUUAAUAUUUACUACCUGGUGCACCAUAUGGAAAAUACACAGAUCAGGCAUAACUUUAUGACCACCUGCCUAAUAUUGUGUUGGUCCCCCUUUUGCUGCAAAACAGUCCUGACCCGUCGAGCAUUACAGUACAAAACUACAGUUGCUCAUCUGUUGGACCACACGAGCAAAACUUCGCUCCCCACGUGCAUCACUUAAGCUUGGCCAUCCAUGACCCUGUCGCCGGUUUGCCAUUGUUCCUUUCUUGGACCACUUUUGAUAGAUACUGAACAUCUCACAAGAUCUGCAGUUUAGGAGAUGCUCUGACCCAGUUGUCUAGUCGUCAUAAUUUGGCCUUCGUAAAACUCACUCAAACACUUCAAACACCCAUGCCCAUUUUUCCAGGUUCUAACACGUCAACUUCGAGAACAAAAUAUUCACUUGCUGCCUUAUAAUUAAUAAUAAUAAAUUAAUGAUGAACAGAUAAUUAGUGUUAGUCACUCACCAGUCAUAAUGUUUUAAUGUCACUAUUAUGCCUGGUCUGUGUAUGUCCUUACAUUAAUGUAGAGUGCUUAGGUAUUAAGGGCUUGAUACAGCAUGAUCUUUAGACUGAGCAACUAAUGGAUAGGGCAUAUAUAAAAGUGCUUAUAUAAAAUUAACCAAAGCAAAAACAAACAAACAAAAAAAAAACAACCUUUGGAAAAGACUAUCAUUAGUUGUUCCAUAUGAUUUGCUUCCUAUACAAAGUUUCUAGUCUUAUCGUUAAUGCCACUAACGACCACGACAUAAUCCAGUUCCGAUUCUGAUCCAAACCCAAAAGUCAGGAAAAACAUUCAGCCUCAUUUGUAUCUGUUUCUAUUUAGAAUCUUAACUAUGCUAUGAAUUAUGAAAAAUCCAUUAUAUUUUGGCUUAUUGAUUUAUUUUUCUUUUUACACUUUUGUCCAAUACAAAGUGUGCCUAUGGCAAAAAUGUCACCGAGACCACUUGUUUAAUUAUUUGAUCCAGGUUUCAUGAUGGCUCUUAUUUAGCUAGAAUAACAGCAUAUACGCUUUUUUUUUAUUGGAAAAGAGCCAUGUAAAACGUGGAUGCAAUUAAAAAAAAAAAAAAAAAAGGGAAGCAAACAGAAAAUGUAAAGACAAAAGAAGAACAUAACUGGAACGUGGAUCACAACGAUCAACAUUGCAAAAACGAAAUUUCAAAGCUUAAUACAGAAACUAUAUAUUUUAUAUAUAUACACACACACACACACACACACACACACACACACACAAACACACACACACACACAAACACACACACACACAAGUGCCAAUUAUUGUGAACUUCAAUCAGGUGUUACAAUACAAAACACAUGACUUAGUGCAGUGGCUGGUGAAAAGUGUAGUACUUUGGCCAAACCCUGACACAAUGAAGCCAUGAUUAGUACAUUCAUCUUCCUAUUCAAAUCCAUGCAGAAAGUAAGAAAGC
This is a messenger RNA of Silurus meridionalis, 4033 nucleotides long. RefSeq names its product oxidative stress induced growth inhibitor family member 2 (gene osgin2). The transcript has 6 exons. Bases 267 to 2024 code for a protein of 585 amino acids. The record is from RefSeq and is a predicted model, not a curated record. NCBI's taxonomy places the organism in Eukaryota, Metazoa, Chordata, Actinopteri, Siluriformes, Siluridae.